AUGAAGAUUGCUAUCGAAGGCUGUUGCCAUGGCGAGCUGGACGCAAUCUAUAGUUCCCUGGCCCAAAUUGAGGAGGUCCACAAAAUAAAGGUUGAUCUUCUUAUUUGCUGCGGCGAUUUCCAGUGCGUCCGGGACUCGAAUGACCUUCAGUACCUCGCGUGCCCGCCCAAGUACCGCGAUCUGCGCGACUUCCCGGCGUACUUCCGCGGCGAGAAGGAGGCUCCGUGUCUGACGGUCUUCGUCGGCGGCAACCAUGAAGCCCCGAGUGUCCUACGCGAACUAUACUACGGCGGCUGGGUGGCGCCCAAAAUCUUCUACCUCGGCCACGCAGGCGUGAUCAACGUAGGAGGCGUGCGGAUUGCGGGGCUGUCGGGGAUUUACAAGCCCAAGGAUUUCCGGAAAGGCUACUUCGAAAAACCCCCGUACGAUGAAGAUACCAUGCGAAGUGCCUAUCAUGUUCGCGAAUUCGAAAUCGCCAAGCUCAGCGAGCUGUCGGGUCCCGUGGAUGUCGUGGCGACACACGACUGGCCGGAAGGCAUCUAUGAGUUCGGCGACAAAGCCGAACUUCUACGCUGCAAACCGUAUCUGGAGAAAGACAUCAGAGACCAUGAGCUCGGCAAUCCACACACGAUGGAGCUGCUGAAAAAGCUGAAACCGGCGUUUUGGUUCGCCGCGCACCUUCACGCCCGGUUCGCUGCGGUGUACGUCCACCCAGGACCAGAGGGCAAGGCGACGCGCUUCCUCGCUCUUGACAAAGUUCUGCCUCGUCGCGACUUUCUUCAAAUCCUGGACGUGGACCCGCGGCUGCCUGCCGGCUACGUGCAGGAACUGUCGCCUGAGCGCGUUCCCCGCCAUUCUCCCCCGGCAAUCUGCUACGACGAGGAGUGGUUAGCGAUUCUCCGAGCGAACCAGCGCGCGAUUCCUUUGGGCAGGGCGCUGCAGAAAUCGAGCGCCGCAAAAGGCCCGAGUCACGAGGACCUUGCGGCAGUGAAGAGAAACUUGGACGCUGCGGAUCUCCCGCGACGACGGCUCCCCCGCCGGCCUGCGCUUCGACUGGAAACGCACGCAGGCGACACCGCGACUGAAAGCGGUCUGGGAAAAAGCGGCCGGGGGGCUACAGCAGGCAGCGCGACAGCCGCCGCGCGAGGAGAGAGAUGCGGCGAGGAGCGCAGUCACGGGGCGCCGGGAAGGGAGGGCGGCGAGACAGAAACGGGCGCGCCGGAGUCGACGCGAAGCGGAGACACGGCCGGCGAGAGAAAGUCGGGUGGCGAGGACGCGCACGAGGAGUGGGGAUUCGAAUGGCCGAAUUGGGAAGACCCGCGGGCGCCGUACAGAGAUCUGAAGCGCCAGCGCCUGUUCUUGUUGAAGGUUCUCGGCUAUGGCGAAGUCGACGACAAGUUCGGCGAUGGACUCGAACCAGCGGUUGAGGACAUCGACAUCUCCGUCGACUGGAGCCCCGCGAAUCACGCACCCCCGAAAACGGAAGAAGUUGAUAUAUGUCUAGAUAUUUCAGACGAAGAGACGAGCUAA
Molecule: messenger RNA, 1530 nt
Organism: Neospora caninum
Lineage: Eukaryota; Apicomplexa; Conoidasida; Eucoccidiorida; Sarcocystidae
Exons: 10
Coding region: 1-1530 (509 amino acids)
Biological process (GO): mRNA splicing, via spliceosome
Cellular component (GO): nucleus
Molecular function (GO): RNA lariat debranching enzyme activity
Source: RefSeq, a predicted model, not a curated record